This is a messenger RNA of Rhipicephalus microplus (southern cattle tick), 1710 nucleotides long. Its product is annotated as luciferin 4-monooxygenase. Lineage: Eukaryota; Metazoa; Arthropoda; Arachnida; Ixodida; Ixodidae. The record is from RefSeq and is a predicted model, not a curated record. Gene Ontology annotation, molecular function: CoA-ligase activity.
CUCCCCCGUGUUCACGAACGCUCCUCGCGUCAAAUUCCGUCCUUCGCUUCACAGAGCUAAGCUCUGCGCCGUUGUUCGACUGAAAAUGACGAUUCGCUUCUCAAGAAUCGCUGCAGACUAUCGCUGAUAUGCAGUGGCUUGCUCUGCCUAGAGACGGCGCUCCCAUCGACUUUCUCAAGUGAAGGUGAAGCAUUGUGCAAACGAACGUUCCAGAAUACGGGUGUAGUAUUGCAGAAUUUGUGCAAGCGCUAACUCACGAUGAAAGCCCGCAUACAAGACGGAGUUGUGUACUCUCCUUUUCCCAGCACGGAUAUUCCUUCUUGUUCAGCCUACACGGUCAUCGAGGAAGCUCUAUCCAGAAAUCCGGAACGGGUGGCAUUUGGGAGCUGCGUGGCCAGAUCGUCGACAGUGACAGCACACAUGUUCUUACAGACGUUGAACUGGCCGAAAAAGUGACGAAAGCAAUUUUGUCUCUUGAUCUCAAGGGUCAGUUAGCAAUGGGUCCUGUGUCUGGUUUCGUGGAUGCCGCAUCAUUCAAGCACCUGGACCAGUCCGCCUUCAGAGAGUGCCCUGUCGGAGAUCCGCGAGAAGCCGUCUUCGUUGUUGUGUUCACGUCGGGAACCAUGGGACUUCCGAAGGGCGUCGAGCUCACUCACCAUAGCUUCGUUGCCAACUUCUGCAUAUCGAAGCCUUGUAUGUCAUCAGAUGAAACGGAUACUCUGCUCGCUUCAGCUCCUAUCGGCCACCUGUCUUGACUGCUGCUCGGAUUGAUGGCUGUCCUCGAUGAAUCGGUCUGCGUCCUUGCGCAGCCAGGCCUCAGCCUUCAAGAAAUCACUGAACUUGCUGAUGAACAUAAUAUUACGUCUAUGUUCUCAUUUCCGACGCGACUUCAGACUUUAGCAGAAGAGAUGCUCCGUGACGGAAAGCAGAUCAGGAGCAUUCGUCGCAUCGGCGUGGCCGGUGGUGUACUUUCACAAACAACGUAUGAUGCGGCCUUCAAGGCAUUCGAGAAUCUCGACAGCUUGGUCAUCAUGUACACUAUGACGGAGAGCGGUGGCAUCGUCUGUUCAACUUCUCUGCACGAGGCGGUAGGAAUUGGCAUGGGAUUUCCAGGGGCCAUGGUUGAAAUCAAGGUAGUGGACCCUGUGAGUAGAGUCAAGCUGGGUCCAAAUGAGCCAGGCGAAAUCUGCUUCCGUAUACCGACAGUGAUGCGUGGCUAUUACAAGCGACCAAAAGAGACAGCGGAAUUCUUUGAAGGAAAUGGCUGGUGCCGAUCAGGUGACAUUGGUUAUUACGACGAGGAUGGGCGUUCCUAUUUCGUCCAGAGGCUGAAAGAGAUGAUAAAAUGCAUGGACAACCAAGUUGUUCCUGCUGAGCUUGAGCAAUUGCUGCUUCAGGAGCACUCCGAAGACAUUGCCGAAGUGACAGUGGUGGGGCUACCGCACCCUUUAUACGGAGAAGCACCAGCGGCUGUGGUAGUGCCCCGGGACCAGUACGUGUGUCGCAAGGCCGCGGGGCUCUUGGCGGAUCAGAUUAAGGCUACCAUUUCAGGAAAACUGGCUAUCCACAAGCACCUUUACGGAGGCGUCUUUCUGUUCGACUCCUUGCCGAAGACAGAAACGGCAAAAGUAAACCGAACAGCAAUAGUGGAACAGUGUGCUCAUAAAGUAAGUUUGUAAUAAAUAAAGAAGUUGCAGUCGUUCAAGCAAA